Messenger RNA from Medicago truncatula (barrel medic), 1002 nucleotides. RefSeq lists its product as uncharacterized. NCBI's taxonomy places the organism in Eukaryota, Viridiplantae, Streptophyta, Magnoliopsida, Fabales, Fabaceae. The transcript is spliced from 3 exons. The record is from RefSeq and is a predicted model, not a curated record. Bases 1 to 1002 code for a protein of 333 amino acids.
AUGGCUUUGUCGCGAGGAUUGUCAGAUCAUUGUCCUAUUCAGCUGUGUAUUGAUAUUGCUAAUUGGGGACCUAAACCGGUGCGUAUGUUAAAAUGUUGGGAGAAUUUCACAUACUAUAAUUCUUUUGUCCGCGAAAUUUGGAGUUCCUAUCAUUUGGAAGGUUGGGGUGGUUAUGUUUUGAGAGAAAAAUUAAAGCUCAUCAAACUCGCCUUAAAGGAGUGGCACAGACGUCAUUCUCAGAAUUUACCGGCUAGAAUUACCUUGUUGAAGGAUCGCAUUGAGGCUUUUGAGGUGAAGGCCGAGACUUCAGCUUUGUUGGAGGAGGAGAUCGAAGAUAUGCAUAGGUUUUCAGAGGAGUUAUUUUCGUUAUCUCGGAUUAAUUCAAGUAUUUGUUGGCAACAGUCGCGGUUACAAUGGUUACGUGAAGGAGAUGCAAACUCUAAGUUCUUUCACAACGUAAUGUCUAAUAGAAGUCGUCGGAAUGCUAUUCCUUUUAUUCUGGUGGAUGGUGUAUUAUUUGACGGGGUAGAGAAUGUUCGGGCAACUGUGUAUAAUCAUUUUUCUUCUCACUUUCAAGCUCGGUGUGUCAAUCGGCCUAGGGUAGAUUUGAUCAAACCUUUUUCUUUGGAGGAGGUCAAGAAAGCAGUGUGGGAUUGUGAUAGCUUUAAAAGUCCGGGUCCUGACGGAAUUUCUUUUGGGUUUGUAAAGGAGUUUUUGGAUGUGUUGAAAUGUGAUGUGAUGCGGUUUUUGGUGGAAUUUCAUAGAAACAGUAAAUUGGCAAAAGGAAUAAAUAGUACGUUUAUUGCUCUUAUUCCAAAGGUUGAUAGUCCUCAAGGUCUCAAUGAUUUUCGGCCUAUUUCGUUGUCGGCUUUUAUUAAAGGUCGUCAGAUUCUUGAUGGGAUUUUGGUGGCGAAUGAGGUUGUAGAUGAUGCUCGUAAACGGAAAAAGGAUUUAUUACUCUUUAAGGUUGAUUUUGAGAAAGCUUAUGAUUCUGUCGAUUAG